AUUCGUUCAUGAUAUCAUUAUCUCAUCCUAGGUUUCAGCAGCAUUGAACCUUGCCAGACAUCAGUUUCCCAAGUUGUUAACUUGAGAUCAGGCCUGUUGGUUUCUGAGUGUUCUGUCUGCACCAACAGUACUAGGGACUUGUUGGCAAUGCUCUGAUGCCAUUAGGACAAGUGGUUCCUGCAGGCAAUGAUGUUUUGAGUUCCUAAAUCUGAAAACUAGUCUUCAACUUCACAAUUCUAUGGUUCUUAAUAGGUUUGAUGAUUGAGCCCGGUGACUAAGAUGGUAAAGAUUUCACCAAUUGUCGUAGGAGCAGCAGCAGCAGUCGUGUUCGUGGCCGUAGUCAUGGGAUUCUUUUGGUUUUACAAGUCCUGUAAGAGCUUUUCGAAUUCGACAUCGGAGACCGGGUCGUCGGAUCCUUCUGCAUUAGCGGGGUGGAACAGAGGAGCUGGACCUAGUUCAUCAGCUGACCAAUCUUCGUAUGGACCACAAGGAGCAAGGCAGUUCGUAUUGGAGGAAUUGGAACAAGCUACCAAGCGAUUUUCCGAGAGUAAUCUCAUCGGAUACGGAAGUUUCGGUCUGGUAUACAAAGGUUUGCUUCGUGACAUUGUCGUGGCUAUCAAAAGACAUCCCGGUGCUCCCCGAUCAGAGUUCGUUGCAGGGGUAACGUAUUUGUCUGAGAUUCGACAUCGAAAUGUGGUUAGUCUUCUAGGCUACUGUCAAGAAAGUGGAUCUCAAGUGCUUGUCUAUGAAUAUUUACCAAACGGCAGCAUGUGCAAUCAUCUCUAUGAUACCGGACGAGACGCUCCAACUCGAUUAGAGUUUAAGCAGAGGUUAUCGAUCGCUCUCGGGGCAGCUAGAGGUUUAUGCCAUUUGCAUGGCCUGAAACCUCCUUUGAUACACAAGAAUUUCAAAACAGCCAAUGUCUUGGUCGACGAGGACUUCAUCGCUAAGGUUGCAGAUGCAGGGGCCUCGGUGCUACUUGAAAAGAUCGAAGAAGUUGGUCCAUCUUAUACGUCUAGUGCCAACGUAUUCCGAGAUCCAGAGGUGGAAGUAUCAGGGAGUUUCACGGAAUCGAGUGAUGUCUACAGCUUCGGGGUGUUCCUUUUGGAGCUCGUAACUGGACAGGAGCAGGCUGUGCAUAGGAAUUACCUUAGAUCCAAUGAGAGCUUAAUUCAAUGGGUACAAUCAAGGCUGCGUUCCAAUGAUUUCGUGGACAGUCGACUAGCCGGAAGCUUCACCAUGGAUGGCAUUAGGGAAUUGAUCAAGCUGACACUACAAUGCAUGAGUUUCCCAAGGAAAAGGCGGCCGGACAUGAACACGGUUUCAGUCGAACUUGAACGGAUCCAUGAAAAAGAGAUGGAAAUGACAACAGUAAGAGGUGAGGGCACUGCAAAAAUCACUCUAGGCAGUGAGCUAUUUGCAUCGAUAUGAAAAACAAUUCAAACUGUUUAUAAGGAAAAUGGAUAAAGGGUGACAUGUUGUCUUUUUAAGUAAUUCG
Messenger RNA from Hibiscus syriacus, 1498 nucleotides. Its product is annotated as probable receptor-like protein kinase At5g38990. The transcript has 7 exons. Gene Ontology annotation, biological process: protein phosphorylation. The coding region runs from base 280 to 1431 and encodes 383 amino acids. Gene Ontology annotation, molecular function: ATP binding; protein kinase activity. Lineage: Eukaryota; Viridiplantae; Streptophyta; Magnoliopsida; Malvales; Malvaceae. The record is from RefSeq and is a predicted model, not a curated record.